AUGGAGGCACCAAGGCAGCGACGGCAGGAGUGCUGUGAGAAACCCGGUGCAGUGCAUGCCCAGGAUGGUCAAGCCGAUUCCGAGCUUGAGAAGGAUGGGCAGAAAGGAGGCCACAAAGGCCAGAAAGAGCAUCACGGUGAUGGAAUGCAUCACCCGUGCUGCAGGAGAUUCCUUGCAUCUCCAAUCUGGAGAUGCGCGACGCUUGUCGUCGUCGGCUUUACUCCAGUCUUUGGCAUGUGGCUGGCGAUGCCCGAGCUCUUGGCGGCGCUCGAGAUCUCGCCUUGGUCGCUGACUUGGGCGAUGAACUUCCUGUUCGGCAGCUGGAUUUCCAUUCAGUUCCUCUUCAACUUCAUAGCGACGCAGUGGACUGAUGCCGGCGACUGCAAGACUAUCAAGCCACCCCACGAGGUGACCGGGCAGUUCGAGUUGGGCAGAUGCGAUGAUGCGCCGCAGCUACUCUAUGCACCUAACUGGUGCACGAAGUGCGGACAUUGGAAGCCGCCCAGAUCUCAUCACUGUAGCAUGAGCAAGCGAUGCAUUCUUCGCAUGGAUCACUACUGUCCCUUUACUGGGAACUGCAUCGGCCUGAGAAACCAUGGCCACUUCAUUCUCUUCUACGUUUUCUCGUUUGUGGGCUUGUCGUAUUCUUUGGUGCUGUGCUUUGCGGCUGUCUACAGAGCGGGCUAUUUCUCGCGCUUCACCUCAACAGCCGGUGCCAAGCUUUACGAGAACCAGCGGUGGAUCGGCCAGCAGACGCACAUGAUCAGCAGCUUGAACACCUUGCUGCUCUCGGCGCUGAUGGAGGUGCUUCACCGCAACGGCAUCACCAUUCUGGUGCAGCUCGGGGCGAGCAUCAUCGCCAUGGUUGCUGUUGCUGCCACCGGCACGCCAGCCCUGCACCUGGCAUGGACCAACACGACCACCAUGGAGAGGCUAUUCCCAAUGAAGGAGUACGUGCAGUUGAAGGAGCAGGUGUACUGCCCGGUUGGCCCCGGCUUCUACCGUCGGGCCGGCACCGAGAAUCUCGAGGUCAUCCUUGGAUCUAGGUGGUGGCUCCGCUUGCUUUUUCCGCUUCGCGGAUCUGUUGAUAUAGGUGCAGCGCUUGCACCUCGUCCAAGUGCAGAAGGUUCUCGGGCACUGUGGGAUCGCAUCCAGCAAGUGAAGGAGCAGGGGGUGCGACAGGAAGUGCGGAGCUGCCAGGAGCUCGGCUUCGAUCCCGGCCCCGCCACGGCGGCCAGCACGGUGUGA
Symbiodinium sp. CCMP2592 is the source of this 1248-nucleotide messenger RNA. Lineage: Eukaryota; Dinophyceae; Suessiales; Symbiodiniaceae. The record is from the annotation of a GenBank genome assembly.